This is a messenger RNA of Toxorhynchites rutilus septentrionalis, 7278 nucleotides long. RefSeq names its product cytokine receptor-like. Gene Ontology annotation, molecular function: protein binding; cytokine receptor activity. NCBI's taxonomy places the organism in Eukaryota, Metazoa, Arthropoda, Insecta, Diptera, Culicidae. The coding region runs from base 4915 to 7107 and encodes 730 amino acids. Gene Ontology annotation, cellular component: external side of plasma membrane. The record is from RefSeq and is a predicted model, not a curated record. Gene Ontology annotation, biological process: cytokine-mediated signaling pathway; immunoglobulin mediated immune response. The transcript has 9 exons.
AGAAAAUACCUUAAGUUUAUAGCACCUCGUCGGUGCGCCUAUCUUAUUCUUGGAUUUCCCCUUUCCAUCCUUCGCUCUAAAUAACAUCCUUUUAUUUUAUUACACCCUGCUGGUGUAUCUGGCUGAGCGCAGCUAGGGAUGGAAAAGGGUAAUAAAAAUGCAUCCUAAAUGAUGCAUGCAUUAAAUUGUUUACCGGACGCUAUUUAAAUAUUCGUCCAUUCUGAAUUUAUGACCGGCAAUAAUUUCGAACUACAAGCGUUUUCUAGCCUAACAAAACACUUGAGCUCUUACAUCUUUUAAUUGCCUUACAUUGGUCCUUUCUAAACGUUUCUAUACCUCGCUUGGAGGUCUUUUCUAAAUAUAAUCUCAAAUAUUGCUUAUCUUAUGGAUCUGUAACUCGAUCCGCGAUAAGCCUCAGCUGUCCGUAACACGGAGGAACCCGAAUGCACUGAUUCCGUUGUAUAGUAGAAUGAAAAUAGGCGAGGUAAGCGAACGUAAUCGCAUGAUAUUUUAAUAGUUCGCAUUUUUAUCCGGAUCAUACAACUGCUAUGAAUACAUCCGACUCAAUCAAUCGGCGAGUGAGAAAGAUGAUUUCCCUCAUCACCACAUUGCUUAUUUCCACUUCUGUCACGCCAGCCAACAGCAUCAGCUUUCCCGCAGCAGUAUCCUUUAAGUCCAGGGUGCUAUUCCUGGGAACAGCAUCAUCAGUAACAGCAGCAGGACCUGGCCAUCGAUAGUAUUUCGAGCAAUUUUCCCCAUCGGAGAUCCCGUGCUUCACGCACAUUGAAGAAACCUCCUCAGCCACAUAUGUGUGUCAAGGAGAAAAAGGAGCUGGAUUCGAAUCGUCAAUCCAGACAACCCGAAUGCACCGAUUGCAUUAUAUAUCUUGUUUAUAUUUUAUAUGCAUUUUGUGUUUUUUUGAAUAAAAUGAUUAAAAUCGAUCAAUGUUUUUCCUUUUCAUGUUUCAUAACAAACCAAUACAAACAAGAGACGAUCAGUGUUGGAAGCAGCGUUACAUGCAGGUCGACGCCUUGCAUAUGUUGGCAAAAAAGUGGCGUCAAGUUGUUCGAUGAAUGCAUAUGAAAGGUCGAUAAAUCGAUUGCAAGGUGGCAGCAUUUGAGGUCGAUUGUUGACAUUUCAUCGACCCGAUCUUGGCAGGCAAAACGGAUUGUGGGCGUUUUCGUUGAUCGUAUGCUGACGGGUCGUUACGUUGCCGGUGUAUGUGAAUGUUUUCAUAAUAAUUGCUUGGUAGAAUAACUGACGUAACGUAACGUAACGGGACGUGAACGUGACGUGGAUGUUGUAUGUAAAUCGCACUUUAUGUGGAACUCACCCAGCUGUCAAGCGAGACUGCCCUGUGGUUUCGUUACAAUGCAGUUAUACUAUGUUCUGAAUCUAACUCCAAUGAAACCACAAUCGAUUAAUACGUUUUUAUGUUAUUUUAUAGCUCUUUAUACUUCCAUGAAUUAUAUUCAGUUGCUUACUUUUAAUUAAUAACAGACAAAAAAUCGAAUUUCGUUAUUUUUGUUGGAGUAUCAAAAAUUACUCUGUUUUGAGGAGGCUGAAUUAGAUGAUCUAUUAAAACAUAAUAUAGACGAAGAAAACAUAUUUUUUGGAGUUUUUUUUUCAUUUAAGAAUACCCUCUUCUUCAAAUAAAGGCUGAAAAAUACACAAUGGCAACAUUACAGAGAAGUUCAAUUUUCGUUCUGUGACACCGUGCGCGAGUAUACGUGUUAUGAUUUUGCACACGAGUACAGGAGGGUUAAUGGCAUCCAUCCUGCACAACUUUCCAAAACAAAACGGAUCAACGGAAACGGAAAUUUUCACCGUCGAGAGAUACAUGUUUUCUGAACAAUUUGCUGUCAAAAUAUUUGAAAUAUGGUAUGAAUUGAACUGGGAUUCCGACUUCUAACUGAAUCGAAUCCUAAGGAUAAAUAGAUAAAACGGCCACAUGCACCUGCAGAACAAGUAAUGCAAAAAUGCAAAUUUCAUAUGCAAGUUCUGGUUACGGGCUAUGGUUUCAGACAUGAGGUUAUAAUCAGCUUAUUCAGAAUGCACAAUACACUGGUGGAAUGUUUUUGUGGGGUUUCCAAUGCUCUAAUUAAAAUUCGGGAAGCUAUACCCAGGCCGCCAAAUGACCUUUGUUGAACCUGUGACAUUGACGUGAAACUCUCAGAACAUAUUCCGAAAAUAUUUUUUACACAUAGAAAAUAUGAAGGUUAUAUCGAGGGUACUCUCUGUUACGCCGUGUGCUUCUUGACAUUGAAUUGAAACACAAACUAACGAUUAUAACUACAUUUAAUAACAGAUUUAAAAGAACAACAGUGUUACAUAAAACAUCAUAACAAAAAUAAUUAUCCCUUCUGUUCUUAUUCCUCUUGUUGACAUCGGAGCGCUCACAGCUAGAACUGUCAGGUCGAGCCACAGGUUAUCAGCAUAGUUGCCAGUGGAUCUGUUGUCUACAACACUCUCUUUAAAAUAUGAAUUUUAAUUUUUUGUUUGUUUUUGACUUUGGAUUUUUCGAAAAAAAAAAGUUGAAAAAAAACUCAAAAUAUUGAAACAAUUCUCUUUUAAAACCCAUAAGACCUACACAAUGAUGUUUGAAAAAUGAAAUGUAGGAAAUUUAAAUUUAAAAAUUUAAGAAAAUUUAAAAAAAUCAUUGAAAGAAGUGUUUUAAAAAAAUUAAUUUCUCUCAUUUUUUUUUAAUUCUGAAAAAAUAUGGAUGAAUUGCCCAUACAAUUACCAACAUUCAUACGGGUGUGCCAAAUUCACCCGAAACACGUUUUCCCGAAGCAUAUUAACCCGAAUGCGGCAUUCACCCGAAUGCAACAUUUAUCCGAAUGAAGAAGCCAAAUUCCGGCAAAUCAGAGUAUGAUUUUCGUCGAAUUGAUGAAUAAACUUAAAUCAAAACAACAUGGUAGAACCACAAAAAUACGAAGCAAAAUGAAAAAUUGUAAUGAGAAAAUUUGAGAAUAACGCUGAAGACUUCGAUGUGUUAUUUUUAGAAAUGAGUAUAAGCACAAUCAAAAUGCUGUCUUCUUUCCUUUCCAUAUUGCUCUGUGAGGCUAAGAGAUAAUUUAGAAAUGAACACGGUCUGUAGAAUAUUUCUCAAGACCAAAGUAACGGAUUAUUCCAAUUCCUGAGCUAUCAACAUCGAGGCAUCCUUCAGUCGAAGGAUGCAUCAUUUACCUCUUUACUAGAUCUCCAAUAAUGUUCUUUAACCCUUACUAAUGUGAUUGCUUACGAGUUCAGACCGCUGAGCAACCCCAAACCUAUUUAUAGCCCGGGAAAACCCGUGAUCGAACAGGAAUUGAAUCUAGUACCUAUGUCAGCUUAAAUCAGCAAAGUAUCUGUGUCUACCUGAAUCAGCAAUCGGAUCAUCAUACACCGUUGUUUUGAGACAAUUCAACAGUUCGUCCAACCCACGAGCGAUUUCUCCGAAAUUUUCAUUACAACUCAUCCUAACAACGAAUGUCUGCUGUAAUUCUUUACUCUGUUAUCAUAAUUCGGUGAAAUUUAGGAAAGUUUCACUCAAGAAAAAAUAAAAUUACAAUAUUUUUAUGUUCAACUUUUAUACCGUACCAAUGACCAUUACCCUGAAAAAUGUUAUAAAUAAUCAUAGGUAAUAGUAUAGUUCAAUAAAGUUCAUUUAAGUUAAGAAUAUUUAUUUCAUUCUAGAAUGGACAGAACUUUUUGACAAUCUGAUAUCGCUGCUUUUCGAUCAAAUCGCGUAUAUUGUUUGCGAAGUACUCGGCAAACACCGAUCUUCUCUGCAUUUCAUACAAAAUUGAUCAUGCUGGGUUAUUAUGCGAUAAGGAAUCAGUCACAGCCCACAUGAGCCGUGCAAAUAUCUGUGAUCUGGAAAAUUUAGAUCAAUUAGUCAUAUUGUUUUUCUGGGAGAUACCGAGCUCAUUUUGCUUAGGAACUGAAUGAUGAUCUUCCAUUGAUUAAAUAUGGACUCAGACUACCAAUUGGAUUACAAGUGAUUUUUACAAAAUGAAAAAAAAAACUCGAUGAUAUUCCUAAUCAUCGAGUUUUUUUCUGGAUCACAUUUUAAUGCCGUUAGCAAUACACUCACGAUCCGUUGCAUUCUCGAAUAUCACUUUCAAUUAAGCUCCACUGGGGCUACUGAGAAAAUAUACGUCACGCAGUUAAUGUUCGUUUAAGCUCGCUCUUGUAACCAUGGAACACUUCCAUAAGCUCGACUGAAUGCGUGGAAUAUGCAAAAGGCGAUUAGUUUGCAGAUUGUCCGUUCCACGAAAUCCCGCGCUCUUGCUACUGUGUGUGCCAGCUUCGUGCGAAAAAUGAUUCCAGUCCAACGCAGCAUGUUAGCAUGGAUCAUACAAUGCUUCUAGUUUGUGCUUUCCAAACUACCGAUCGAUCGCGAUCGAUUGAUCUUCGAACAUAAUGUUUGAUUGGCGGGAGCGCACGCUUGUUCUGGAAUAUCAUUUAUAAAAACAUUGAUCAGUGAAAGCGCAUCGCUUAGUCCUACCGCUGGAAGACCGAAGUGCUGAUCUUUAAGCUUUAGCCACUGGACGCGCAAACGAAAACAAAUGCGCGAGAUAAGAAAUGAUUGCCACACCGCAAUAAAACGCGUAAAUCAGGAAUCGAUCAGUCGAACAGUGAAAGGAGCUUUGAGUGAGUUGUCUGUUGUUGAAAUCCGCGUUGAAAGAUCACAGUGAAUUAGGAAGGGCAUAAAUGAGCAACAUCUGAACAAAAUGCUCAGGAUAAUUAUCGUGUUGGGCGUAGUGCGUUGUGUCCUAUCAAACGAUCUUGAGUUUAUUCGAGGAAGAGUCUUCAAAUCAGCAGAUUUAGUCAACUUGGAGUCAACUAUUUCAUCGUACACAGUUGGUUGCAGGUUGGAGUCUGUCAGACGUAACAAGAACGGUAGUUUUUUGAAACUCUUUAGUGUCAAUGAGGAAAUCGAAACACGGAUCAAACCAAUUCGAAAUAAUGCGAUGGAGGUUCUCUGGCAUUCUCCGUGUUCAAAAGUACCUGAGAAUUUAUCGCUCCGUUUGGUGGAAGAUCGUGAAUGACACAACAAUCGAAGCGAAGAUCAUCAUAUCACCCAGCAAUGAAGCCACUGCAUGCGGCGUAAAGACCUACACCUGCAAGCUCAACCAAACACCACUGGACAUUUCUUCGGUUUCCAUCGGUAGACCGCCACUGCCAAUCGAUGAGUCUGAUUUUAUGUGCGUUUCGGAAAAUCGAGAAUACAUCUGGUGUGAGUUUCCACGUAACGACUACUGUAAACUCAACACUUUGUUCAGGCUUUCUAUGAUCAGAUCGUUCAAUAGCUCGGAAUGUGACCUGCAGAACAACGGCGAGAGAAAGCUGUUCGACAGCAGAACAGAAUCGUGCCCGUUCUUUGCGGGUCACAGAAGCCUAACAUUUGAACUCGAGGCGACAAAUAUGUUCGGCUCAACGAGGACGAUAUUCUACAUAAACCAUUACGAUUUCAUACGACCCACGGGUCCAAAAAUGCUGGAAGUUACUGACAUCGCUAGUACGAGAGUGAAAGUGGGGUGGAAUUUGAAUGUGAAGCUUUUGUAUAUAGAUCGGAAAUUUGAGUACGAAUUUGAAAUCGCGUCCCAACAUGGGGUUGUGAACAGUUCCGUUACGAUGUCAUUCGAUGUGAAUGAAAAACUCUAUCACACUUUGGAUAACCUCUAUGCCUAUACGGAAUAUGAACUGAGAGUUCGCGUUCGAGUAAUUCCAAUGAAACCAAGGAAGUUUGAAAAUAUUUAUUGGUCCGAUUGGAGUUCGGUUACGUUCCAAACUAUCCCGAGUAAACCUAAUCGAGCCCCGGUCAUUGUUACGGGUGGAUACAGUUUCAAAGAACGAAAGGGCGAUUCUGUAACGAUAGAAGUCUACUGGGAACACGUUCCGAUGUCACAUCAAAAUGGACCAGGAUUUAGUUAUAAUAUCUCGGCCAUAUCGAAAUCAGGGGAAAGGUUCUUACCGUCGUUCGUUGGAAGAGCAGUCGCUGUUUUCCAUCAAAUAACCAUUGAACACUAUAGAAUAAUAAUAUCCUGCUACAACCUGUUGGGAUCAUCUGAUUACAACGCGAUCGAUAUUUUCCCACCCGCGGAAAAUUUCCAACCAAUAGUUCGGAGAGUUCUACGAAACGAUUCGUACCAAUUCUCGUGGUUCCCACCAAAUGAUCCAACGGAUCUCUCCAAUUACACGAUAAUGUUCUGCAAUUUUACCGCAACAAAACACUGCCAGGAUUCGAUCAACUUUGCCGUCUUGCCGGCGUACGAAACAACUUUCAACGUGACCUCCGAAAGCGCCCUCAACUUUGGGGUGUCUGCAGUCUACCCAAACCACUCAUCUGGAUUCGUCUGGCAGGAGUGUGUCGUGUCGACUGCGAGUGGACUCAGCUACCCGCAGUUCGAAGUAACCGAUGUGACGGUGACUUCAUUUAACCUACGGAUGAACUCAUCCUGUUUCGAUCGAUCGCUGGUUCGGCGAUAUGGAGUGUUGCUUUGGUCUGGGAAAAAGCAAAAUCUUCUGCGGUACAAAACAUUUGAACCUUACGUUACGAUGGUGCCGAUCGAAGGUUUGGAUGCCGGACGAGGAUAUAUGGUGGAAGUAGUGGCGUAUGAUGAGGAUGAUGAAACUUAUGAAACAAGGAAAUUUGUACAUACCGUAGAAGAAGAAAAACUUUUGCUAAAGUUGUUCUUAUUGGUUUGUGGAGUACUUGGAACCAUUGCCGCGAUUAUUAGUGCAACUAAGUUCGUGAAGAGGGUGAAGAACAUCACAGUUGACAUUCCAGUAGGGUUGAUCGAUAUCCAUGACAUGUUGACAACGAUACGUGACAAUGAUGGCAAGGAAGAUGUAAAGUGCAAUGAAUUAUAUGAUAAGAAAUCUGAAAUCGUAUCGAACAUAGACAAAGAAUUGGUCUUCCUUCCUAUCAUCAAAAGUGCAAAUGAAAAUCAGUACAUAACAAAUAGAUGUUCUGUAGAGCGGGUAGAUCCAAACAAGAUCGAACAAAUGGUAAUAAGUGAGGGCUAUGUGUUGCCUUCACAGUACAAUCUACCAAAGGAGGUCAACCAGAUCAAUCGAUUAUCCAACAUUUCUUCUGAUUAUGUCGUACUUAAAUAACAAUCGGCUAUUGGACAGCAAUAUUCCUGAUCGUAAUACAGUUAUAUAAAAAUGUGAAGAACAGAUAAAUUUAUUCACAAUAUGAAAAUAAUGUUUUUGUACAAAGUUGUUCUGCGGUAGUAAUUAUGUUUUAAAAACAUCAUGUUCCGUUGUGCGAGAAAAAUACAACUU